Cajanus cajan (pigeon pea) is the source of this 1580-nucleotide messenger RNA. RefSeq names its product ADP/ATP translocase 1, mitochondrial. Lineage: Eukaryota; Viridiplantae; Streptophyta; Magnoliopsida; Fabales; Fabaceae. Gene Ontology annotation, biological process: mitochondrial ATP transmembrane transport; mitochondrial ADP transmembrane transport. Gene Ontology annotation, cellular component: mitochondrial inner membrane. Gene Ontology annotation, molecular function: ATP:ADP antiporter activity. The record is from RefSeq and is a predicted model, not a curated record.
AGCGCCUCGUGUUUCACUCUCCUCCUCAAACCUUUUCAUGUUCUUAAAACAAGCCAUUUGUUAGAUUUCUUACUUACUUGCAAAGGGUCUUCUCUCUUCUCCAACAAAUUCGCGCAGCCACCAAUCAUUCUUUCAAAGGAAAGUCACUAUGGUUGAUCAGGUUCAGCAUCCCAGAAUCAUGGAGAAGGUUGCAGGCCAGUUGCAUCUCCGAACUGGUCUUCCUUUGUACAAGCAGAGGCGCUCAUUUGGGAAUUACUCAAAUGCCGCAUUGCAGUAUCCGGUAAUGCCAGCAUACAGUGCUGCAACCGAUAUCUGCACUUUAUCAACCUCCCCUGUGUUUGCUGCAGCUCCGGCUGAGAAAGGACACUUCCUUAUUGACUUUCUCAUGGGUGGAGUUUCAGCUGCAGUGUCCAAAACUGCUGCGGCUCCCAUUGAACGAGUUAAACUCUUGAUCCAGAACCAGGAUGAGAUGAUCAAAGCUGGUAGACUCUCUGAACCAUACAAGGGUAUUGGUGAUUGUUUUAAGAGAACAAUGCAGGAAGAGGGUGUUGUUUCCCUAUGGAGAGGUAACACUGCAAAUGUCAUCCGUUAUUUCCCAACUCAGGCUCUGAACUUUGCAUUCAAGGACUACUUCAAGAGGCUUUUCAAUUUCAAGAAGGAUAAGGAUGGUUACUGGAAAUGGUUUGCUGGUAACUUGGGCUCAGGAGGUGCUGCUGGUGCCUCAUCCCUUUUGUUUGUCUACUCCCUUGACUAUGCUCGUACCCGUCUGGCCAAUGAUGCCAAGGCUGCAAAGAAGGGUGGAGAAAGGCAAUUCAAUGGUCUUGUUGAUGUCUACAAGAAGACAUUGGCAUCGGAUGGUGUUGCUGGUCUUUACCGUGGCUUCAACAUUUCCUGUGUUGGAAUCAUUGUGUACCGUGGUCUCUACUUUGGAAUGUAUGAUUCCUUGAAGCCAGUUCUCUUAACUGGCUCUUUGCAGGAUAGCUUUUUCGCUAGUUUUGCCCUUGGAUGGCUUAUCACCAAUGGUGCAGGUUUAGCCUCAUACCCAAUUGACACUGUUAGAAGAAGGAUGAUGAUGACAUCUGGUGAAGCUGUGAAGUACAAGAGCUCUAUGGAUGCAUUUACACAAAUCCUCAAGAAUGAGGGUGCCAAGUCUUUGUUUAAGGGAGCUGGUGCUAACAUCCUCCGUGCUGUUGCUGGUGCUGGUGUGCUUGCUGGUUAUGACAAGUUGCAGGUGAUAGUGUUCGGAAAGAAGUAUGGUUCCGGUGGUGCUUAAUUUUCCAGCACUCAGUUCAUAUUUUAGUUUUAGAUGAUGAUGAAAAUCAUUGAGUUCUGGUUAUUAACCAAGCCUUGGGCAAAUUUUGUUGAAUAAUUUUGCUCAAUGGGAUUAUAUAUAUAUUUUUUGGAUCAAAAUUUUGAUAUUUCAAGUUUGAUUUAUUUGAGUGAUAGGAAAAACAACUGUCACUCUCCAAUCCAUUUUGUUUACUUUUGAAUUUUGAGAGAUACUAUGUAUUCUAUAUUUUGUUCUAGAGCUAGUCUUAUCUCUAGACUGAAAUACAUAUGCAGUUUUUUAUUUCUUUCUA